AUGUCCGCCGUACCCACGAUUAAGUCGCACUUCGCAUCGUCUAACGUGACGAAGCCCGGCUUUGCGGUGCCCGUGGGGUCCGCCACGCACCCCAGCGGUAGCGUCGGCGUCUCGCAGCGGACCAACUCACCGUCCAACGGCCCGACGGCGAACUUCUUCACCAACGCCUCGUCGUCGUACCAGUCACACUUCGGUGACUUCAGCGGCAGCGGCGUCAACAUCGCCAUCGUGCAGCGCCUCUCCGCGACGAACGCCGCUGCCGCUGCAUCUGCUGCUGGUGGUGAUGGUGGCGGGGUGUCGCCCGGCGUGGGGGUGGUGGGUGGCGGUGUCCCCCCCAACGCACUCCCUGUCGGGGUCACCGUCACUUCCUCGGCGUUGACGACCGCCGGCGACGGCAGCAGCGCGCCGAUACCGAUUGCUUCCACGCCUCCCCUGACAGCACCCGUUGUUGGGGCCGCUGCUGCUGGUGGCAGUCCGUGCUCCGCUCCAGUGCCCGUCAGCGGCCCGCUCAGCUCUCCGUCCUCCCACGGCACGACCCCUCACCUGUUGGGCACCACCCCGACGGUGAAGUUUGCCUCGCCGAUGGCGGUCGGCACGUCGCCGAAGACGACGCCAACGCUGGCGGCGUUGUCGGCGACGAACAGCAUGAGCGAGCCGAGCGAGGGCACCGCGACGCCGGAGGUGCGGCGGGCGUCGGUGGCCAGCGGGGCCUCGCAGGACGGCGCGGCGUGCAUGACGGACGGCACGCUGCAACCCCCGACGAACAUCCACACCCACCACCUCAUGAACCACAACAAUGCAGCGGCUGCCACCAAGAUCGCUCACGUCGCGGCGCAGGCGGAGAUGGACGAGGAGGUGCUGAGCGACGCCCACAGGUACGCCAUCUUCGCCUUCUCGGGUGCUGGCGGGGUGUCGCCGUCGCCUACGUCGCCCGCUGCGCCGCAGUCCGGCACGUGCUCCCCCACGAGCACCACCCCACGCGUGGAUCUGACUCUCUCGCCGACCUCCUCCAUGCAAUUCGCUGCGCAGCAGCAGCAGCAGCAGCCGCAGCAGUACGGCUCUAACUUCUUGCCGACGGCACCGCUCACGCCGCUCAGUGCGCAGAGUAGCGGCAGCCACCACAGCAACGCCGGCAGUCACCACCCCGUCGUGAACGUCUACGACUCGGACUUCAAAACGCUGCUGUCCAUCCCAGCCUCGCAGGUCGUGCACCGCCCCCACCCCUCGCUGGGUGUGUCGCGCCUCGUGCUGUGCCGCAACUACGCGCCUGAGAACCCCGGCAACUGCAGCAAGGGGGAGAUGUGCAAGUUUGUGCACGCCGACAUCCGCAACGCCUCUCGGUGCAGCAUCCACGUGAACUACGCGUGGCGAAGCCUUGGGCUGUGCUCCUACCCUCGCCUGCCCGCCGGAGACGACCUGACCGUCCUGGCCCCCAACGAGCGCCCGCCGUCGGAAGUGAUUCCGUCCGAGCGCAUCCUCGUCACGCGCGGCAGCACGAACUGGCGCGAGCACACCGCACCGCUCUCGCACUGCGCGCAUUACUACUUCAACCGGAUGUGCAACCGCGGUGAGCGCUGCAACUUUAUCCACGCUGUGCACGUCGACCCGAACGUGCAGGGCGACUUCAAGCGCGCACCGGCCCCAACAGCGGUCGCACCGAUCGUGUCGAAGUCACCGACGUCGCCGGCGCUGCGGCCGUCCAGCGAGGGCGGUGGCAACAACUCCGCACGCUCGACGGGCGGCAACGCGCUGCCGCCGCCGCCGCCACCACCGAUGCAGCACCAGCAGCAGUGCGGUGCCUUCGGCUACGUCCAGAACGUCUACACGCCCCCGCCCCCUCCCCCGCCCGCGGGUGGGAUGGCCUACCCGCUCUCCAACUCCCCGAACGGGGGCGGCGGGCCGUACAUGAUGUUCUCGAGUGGCGGUGGGGCGACAGGCUUCGUGCCUGCGACGCUGGUGCCGCCGCCGCCGUCACACCUCGGCAAUUCCAACGGGGUGUAUCUGCUCGUGCCGGCCCCUGCUGGGAUGGGUUCGAAUGGCAGCGGGACGCCGAACAGUCCGGUGUCGCCGCUGGGGCAGUCGAUGGGGAGUCUGAGCAACGGCCCGAUUGACUGGUCCUUCUACGGCGAUUUGGAGACGUCGGCGUGGAUGCCGCCGUCACCGUCGUCGCGCAUGUGA
This is a messenger RNA of Leptomonas pyrrhocoris, 2178 nucleotides long. RefSeq lists its product as hypothetical. The coding region runs from base 1 to 2178 and encodes 725 amino acids. Gene Ontology annotation, molecular function: metal ion binding. The record is from RefSeq and is a predicted model, not a curated record. Lineage: Eukaryota; Euglenozoa; Kinetoplastea; Trypanosomatida; Trypanosomatidae. The transcript has a single exon.